AUGUCCGGGUAUCCCAGCGUCGGCACAUCUGGAGUAUACGAAGCAGGUGAUCAAAGAAAUGCAAAGAGAUCUGAGAUGCAACAAGCAGAGAGAUACAACGAGGGCCAACAUGGAUCACAUAUCGGAACUGAUUCAAAAGACCAAUGCUCCAUUGCGAAUAGGCUAGCUGCAGAAGAGCGGAGAGCAGAGCCUGGAUAUGACACUGAGACAUCUAUCAAAAAAGACCCGACACUGCCGGCCAAAAUGCACGGCAAUGAACCUUCAAAGGGGGCCAAAGUCGACGCUGAGCUAGUGGCUGACGAUGAAGAAUAUCUCAGACGGAAAAGCAAGGCAUAG
Trichoderma virens Gv29-8 is the source of this 336-nucleotide messenger RNA. RefSeq lists its product as uncharacterized. Lineage: Eukaryota; Fungi; Ascomycota; Sordariomycetes; Hypocreales; Hypocreaceae. Bases 1 to 336 code for a protein of 111 amino acids. The record is from RefSeq and is a predicted model, not a curated record. The transcript has 4 exons.